Messenger RNA from Physella acuta, 2129 nucleotides. RefSeq lists its product as uncharacterized. NCBI's taxonomy places the organism in Eukaryota, Metazoa, Mollusca, Gastropoda, Physidae. Gene Ontology annotation, biological process: regulation of DNA-templated transcription. Gene Ontology annotation, molecular function: protein dimerization activity; DNA binding. The record is from RefSeq and is a predicted model, not a curated record.
CGGGCAUCAAUUCAGUCAUCGACUGGACCGCGACACGGACGCAAGUCUCGGGGCGCGCAGUGGAGACAGCGCACGAGUCGUUUCUAAGAAUCAAUACAUUAGCCCUUUCGGAAAUAAAUAGACGAACACAAUUGUUGCGCAGUAUGGGGAGUCCUGUUGUUGUUGCUUCCCCUAGGAAGAGCCCUUCUACGGGUCGCAGGACCAACAAACCUUUGGUAGAGAAGAAAAGACGGGCACGCAUCAAUGGCUGCUUGGGUCAGCUUAAAUCUCUCAUUCUCAGCGCCAUGCAAACAGAGGGUGCCCAGGUGUCUCGCCUAGAGAAAGCCGACAUCCUGGAGAUGACGGUCAAAUACCUGCGUCACAUCCAGCACCAGCAGGCUCCAGAACAACCGGAAGUGGUCGCCAAGUUCAGUGCCGGGUACUCCGAGUGCGCUACCGAGGUCAUCAGGUACAUCGACGCUGUGAAGUGUGUCACCCCAGACGUAAGGUCAAGGUUGGAGAACCAUCUGGUCGAGCGAUUGAGAGGAUCUGUCGUUCAGGGAAAUACAAAUCCAAGUUCAAAACCAGAGUCUGUUCUACCUGUUGAAAUUAAAACAGAAACACCAGUUCCUUCCCACGUGAGCGGUUCGAAUCCAUCUCAGGCGGUUCACGAUUCCAGACAUUAUCAAGCCGCAGUUGACCUUGCUAACAUAGCAGUCAAGGCCACGGUCAACCAAACCACAGUCCCCAGACCAAAUUCUCUUUCGACCAUCGCGCAGUCAUCGCAGGCAGUGGCGGUGUGUCCGGAACUUUCUCCCAAAUCUCAGUUCCAGCAAGCUGUGUCAGCCAGCAGACUAGGUCUGAAGGUUUACAGUGAGAACUUCUCGGGUCCCAGACUGUCCAGGUCCCAGAGCAUCUCACCCUCCAACCUGGAGGCGGAGGGGUCAAGACUCACAGACAACCACGAAGACCGAAAGCGCCACAACAGCAGCGAGCCCGCUCUGCACCCUGACAUUCACACCCCGCAACCCGUCUACCAGCACCAUCACGAGAAUGACAAAAACAACAACAGCAAAGUUAUCUACUGUGACAUCAACAAAGAGAAUGAUUACCUGUGGACAGUCCAGCGCCCCUUACAUAUUCACAUCCCCGACUCCCCCCACACCCCUACCACGCCAUCCCCGCCCUACCCCCAACAGCAUAUCUACCAUCAUGACAAUUCAGCCUCGGCUAUGGACGACGCCCCGCCCACCAUUCUCUACGGUUACCAUGACCACCAGAUCUCUACCAGCCCUUGCCUCAAACAAGAACCUCAUUACAUGAACGAGAGAUUCAACCAAGAGAUCGCCUACUCUUAUAUUUACAAACACCAGGAAUCAGAACUGGGCCACCAGCAACAGGCGUACUCACUCCGAGAGAUGCACGUGCACGACUCCUCACACCGACACCACGUCACCCAUUCAGCCCUGCCCCCCACGCCCUCCCCACCCACGCUCACACGUGAAGAACCGUGUCACGCUCCUAGCCAACACAGAGACCCCCACCACGAGUUGAGCGCGCGGUACGCGAAUGGCGGGCAACCCUGCUACCACCAGGACCCCCACGCUCCAAACGACUCGGGUCAUGUUGGCAUACGUUCAAAUUACUCAGAUCAGCACACUGGCCAUUCAAAUAGCCAGUACCGCGGUCACUGCGAUUACCUCCCCCUGCAGCCAAAUCAGCAUCGCCCUCAACCAUACAAGCACGGCAAUCAAUCACCGGUUAUCUCCCUUGCCCCUGCCGGGCAAAUCUCGCCGCGCACCGUUCACAAUGGACCCGCCACCGCACAAGCAAGUGUCCACUCCCGCCAAAACGGCGACCCUUUGUCCCCGCCGACCUUGAAAAAAAGACUUCUAUUUGGACAUGAGUCGGGUCGCGAGUGGACGGGCUCAAGCUAUGCACAGGGGAGACAGGACACGAAGAACGUACCAUCAUCGGACUACCCCCACAAUGAGAACGAGAUUGCGUGCGCGGACUGGCGAGAGGCGAGACGGGACAUGCGCAGUGAUUUUUACACCUCGGAAUGGCGUCACACCCGAUCUGACGAAAGUCUAUGGCGGCCAUGGUGAAAUUCAUUUUAUCACAAGAACUAAAAAAUUCCAAUCAAAAAC